AUGGGCAAGCGACACCGCUCAGACACCGCUGUCGACGCUGCUACCGCUGUCGAGCCCGCCGACGACGCCGCGAGGAAGGUGGCGAAGAAACAGCGCAAGGAGGAGAAGAAGCGCAAGCGGCUCGACAAGGACGCUGCGGCUGCUGAGGCUGGUACAACGAGGACCGCUGUGGCGGACCAGGCUGGCUUGAACGGUGCACAGGGCGAGCAGGACGCAGGAGACGAGACUACCACGGACGACCGUGCUGCCCGCAAAGCAGCCAAGGCGGCGCGCAAAGAGGCGAAGAAGGCGGCCAAAGCGGCGGGAAACAACGCCGCGCCAGAACAGCCCGCUGGGGACGGCAUUGACAGCGAGCAGGUCGAGAAGAAGAAGCGCAAGAAGGACGAGAAGGGGAAGGGGAAGCAACUCGCGGCGACGCCGGAGCAGGACGAGACUGCGACCGUUGCGCCAGUCAAGGAGAAGCGCAAGAAGAGCAAGAAGCGUCGAGCGGCGGCGGACGCCGCGAUUCAGGCCGGAAUCGACCCGAGUCUUGCGAGUCUCCUCGACGACAGGGACUUUCCUGUCUAUCCUGGCGCCUUCAACGGCAGCGAGCGCAAUGUCGGCGCCUAUACUUCCGCCGCUGCUGCCAUCGCGGAACCGGAAAACGCCUACUCCAACUUCAACGCCUCCUUCGGGUACUUCAGCGCCGUCCAGCCUCACCAUUACAGCCAGACCCUGCAAGACAUCCCCGUCGACCCGUCGCUCAUCGAGGUUCGCGCUCCCGACCACGCAUCGACCUCUGCUUCAUUGCCCGACCCGCAAGAUCAAAUCGUUUCGCCUACGGUCGAGCGCGAGGUGAGGCUCGAGGACGUCGAGAAGCGAAAGGCGAAGGAGGACAAGGGGAAGAAGAAGAAGGCGGACGCGCCACCGAAGAAGCGCAAGCGUACCGCGGCUGGCGAGGAAGGGACGACGCGGACGAAGCGUAAGAAGACGCAGGGAACGCUUGGCGCGGAGGGUGUCGAGGCGGCGAAGGGCGACUUUACGGAGCAGCUCGUCACGAAGUGGUGGACUUCGGCGGACUUGAAGAAGCUUGCCGAAGAGCACGGCGCGACGUACAAGAGCGGCAAGUUCAGCAAAGUCGAAGACGACACUCUGCGCGCCACCAUCGAGGCUUUCCGCGCAGAGCAGGACCUGACGCAAGACGAACUCGCAACGCUUUUCAACACCAAGCGCGACAUCAAAGCAAAGCCGAACGGCGUCGUCGCGCCUCAGAACGAGAUCUGGGUCCGCCUCGCUCGCUCGCUUGGCAAUCGCCCGCUCAGCGCCAUCUACACGCACGUCAAGCUCUGGUACCCCGUCGGAGGAAAAGACGAGGCUGACAAGAAGGGCGAGAAGUGGACGAAGGAGGAGGACGAGGCGCUCGCCAAGGCGGUCAAGGAGCUUGGAAACUCGUGGGUGCGCAUCGGGCAGGAGCUCGGCCGCAGCCGCGACUCGUGCAAGGACAGGUGGACGAAGCAGCUGCAGAACGGCGCGGUACUCAAGGCGGGAGCGGGCGCGGGUGGUGCUGCGCCUGCGACGGUCAAGAAGCAGGGCAAGUGGACCGAGGAGGAAGAGGAGCAGCUGCGCAAGCUCUACAAGAAGCACGGUGCGCAGUGGACGGUCAUCAGUGCCGAGAUGGGCGGAGCGAGGACGUCAACGCAGUGCCGGACAAAGUGGACCGACUACUUGCAGCGUCGCGAGGAGAAGAAGGAGAAGGAGCCGGCUGCCGACAAGGGUGACGCCGCCAAGUUGUGGCAUUGGCCAAAGCAAGGCUCAGCUCGUCUCGUCCAUGCCGUUGCCGCUCUCGACCCGAAGGACAAGACCGACAUCGACUACAAGAAGGUCUCCGACCCCGAGAUCGCCCCGCAGGGCGCGAAGAACCUUCGCGAUCGCUUCAGGAAGCUGAUGGAGAGCGCAGAGAAGAGCGUGAGGGAGGCAAAGGGGAUGGACGAGGGCGACGAGGUCGCUUUCGCCGACACCAUGGCGCAUCUCUUGGAAGAGUACCCGACGCCGACGUCUCUCCCAGGCAAGCGCAAGCGUCGUUCGAAGGCGGACAAGGCAGACGGCUCGCAGAAACGGACAAGGUCGAAGCCAGCCGGCGUCGGAAAGGUCAAGUCGAAGGAGCUGGUCUCGUCGAGCGAUGAGGAGAGUAGCGACGAUGAGGAGGCGUAG
Messenger RNA from Rhodotorula toruloides NP11, 2190 nucleotides. RefSeq names its product Myb-like DNA-binding protein, REB1. The transcript has 8 exons. The record is from RefSeq and is a predicted model, not a curated record. Gene Ontology annotation, biological process: regulation of DNA-templated transcription. The coding region runs from base 1 to 2190 and encodes 729 amino acids. Gene Ontology annotation, molecular function: DNA-binding transcription factor activity; transcription cis-regulatory region binding. NCBI's taxonomy places the organism in Eukaryota, Fungi, Basidiomycota, Microbotryomycetes, Sporidiobolales, Sporidiobolaceae. Gene Ontology annotation, cellular component: nucleus.